Trichoderma breve is the source of this 819-nucleotide messenger RNA. RefSeq names its product amino-transferase class IV domain-containing protein. Gene Ontology annotation, molecular function: catalytic activity. The record is from RefSeq and is a predicted model, not a curated record. The transcript has 2 exons. The coding region runs from base 1 to 819 and encodes 272 amino acids. NCBI's taxonomy places the organism in Eukaryota, Fungi, Ascomycota, Sordariomycetes, Hypocreales, Hypocreaceae.
AUGGCGGACAACUUUUCCCUCUUUACGUCUCUUCGGUACGAUCCUGUUUUACUAGAGGUUGCUGCCAAACAUAUCGAUUACGCUGGAUGGAAUACUGCCAACGAGUCGCCCUUUUAUAUGCUCGACUACCACCGCGAUCGUAUGCUACGGGCAGCAACCCAUUUCCAGUGGGACAAGGCAAUCCAACUUCUCUCAGGCCAGGAGGGCUUAGAAACACUAGUCAAGGCAGCUGAAGAAUUCAUCGGUCCAUCCCAAAAGACUCCGCUUCGCUUCAAAGUUGUUGUUAGCCGUGAAGGAAUCAUGAGCUUCGAGAAGAACAACACAGCCGCGGUUGGCAUUGAAAAUCUAUUCCCUCUGCGGCUGCCUUCACCUGGUGCUCCAUCAACCCCUCAAGAAGCCAAGAGAACUCCAUGCUGGGCAAUUGUGCUCGACAAUGCUCAAACGGCAGCGUCAGAGUACACACAUUUCAAGACGACAAAGAGGGAAAUGUACGAUUCUUCCCGUCAGAGACUUGCCAUUGCGCUAACCGAUGAGCGGGAGGUCUUGUUGACCAACCAAGACGAUGGAUCCAUCAUGGAGGGAAGCUUGACAACGCCUUAUUUCUGGCGAGAUGGACAAUGGGUCACUCCACCAGUUUCUGCAGCCUUCAAUCCGGAGGCUGGAAGUGGUGGUCAAGACGGCACCUCCAGACGAUGGGCCUUGGAAAGGGGACUAGCCGUUGAGCAACAAGUGUCUGCGAGUUCUUUGGUUGAUGGCGAAGAGUGCUGGAUUAGCAAUGGCGUUAGGGGGUUUAUUGCUGGCGUUGUUCGUCUGAAAUAG